UCUCCGCCGGCCCCACGAAGCAGCAGCGCGUCGCUCCGGUCGUGCGGACCGCCACCACGGUGACAACCGACCGCCCGGGGAAACAUUCGGUGUUUCGUUCUGCGUCACCGGAGCUCACAAAGGAUUUUACGGCCGUGCGGGGAUUCCGCCAUCCGGUCGUUUUUUUUUUUUGUUAGCAUCGAGCUAACCGGACAAGCCCCGCCUCCUUUUCAUUUGUCAACAAAGGGGUUUGACAAGCUCCGACAAGCCCCGCCCCCAUGCUGCCUUAAAAGGAUGAUUUGGCCGCACACGGCCAGCGAGCAAGCCGCGGGUAACCUCUUCCCUUCCCCGUCCCGUGCGUACGCUGCCUUCACUUCCUCCGUCGCCGUUAAAACGGAGCUACCAUGGCGGAGCGCGUACAGCAGCCCCCGGCCAAGCGGCUCUGCUGUAGACCGGGAUACAGCGCGGCGUGUCGGCAGGGCCAGCGGGCCGCGGGGGCGACGUGCGGCUCCGGAGCCGCGCAGGGCGACUCCAGCAAGACCCGGAACCCGGAGACCCUGCUGGACAUCGCGGCGCGGAGGGUCGCGGAGAAGUGGCCGUUUCAGCGGGUGGAGGAGCGCUUCGAGCGGAUCCCGGAGCCCGUCCAGAGGCGCAUCGUCUACUGGUCGUUCCCGAGGAGCGAGCGGGAGAUCUGCAUGUACUCGUCGUUCAACACCGGCGGGGAGGAGGUCGGCAGCGGCGGGGACAGCGGCGACGAAACGCGGCUGCCCUUCCGGCGGGGCAUCGCUCUGCUGGAGAGCGGCUGCGUGGACAACGUGCUGCAAGUCGGCUUCCACCUCAGCGGCACCGUGAGGGAGCCGGCCACCCCCUCGGAGGCGGAGCUGGUCUGCAACGUCAGCGUCAGCUUCGACCGCUGCAAAAUCACCGCGGUGACGUGCAGCUGCGGCAACAAGGACAUCUUCUACUGCGCCCACGUGGUGGCGCUCUCGCUGUACCGGGUACGGAAGCCCGAGCAGGUCAAACUGCGGCUGCCCAUCUCGGAGACGCUUUUCCAAAUGAACCGGGACCAGCUGCAGAAGUUCGUGCAGUACCUGAUCACCGUGCACCACACCGAGGUGCUGCCCACGGCGCAGAAGCUGGCCGACGAGAUCCUGUCGCAGAACUCUGAGAUCAACCAGGUCCACGGAGCUCCGGACCCGACGGCGGGCGCCAGCGUGGACGACGACAACUGCUGGCACCUGGACGAGGAGCAGGUCCAGGAGCAGGUCAAGCUCUUCCUCUCGCAGGGGGGGUACCACGGCUCGGGGAAGCAGCUCAACUUACUGUUCAGCAAGGUGAGGGAGAUGCUGAAGAUGAGGGACUCCAACGGGGCGCGCAUGUUGACGCUGAUCACAGAGCAGUUCAUGGGCGACCCCCGCCUGGCUCUGUGGAGGCAGCAAGGGACCACCAUGACGGACAAGUACAGGCAGCUGUGGGACGAGCUAGGGGCCCUGUGGAUGUGCAUCGUUCUGAACCCCCACUACAAACCCGAGCAGAAGGGCUUCUGGCUGCGACAGCUUCGCAGGUGGAACGGCGUGGACGUCUGUCCCUUGGAGGACGGUAACCAUGGCAGCGAGCUGACCAAUCUGACCAACGCCCUGCCCCAGGGCCCCCCAGGCCACCCAGAUCCGCUCACUCGCCCUCACCGGACCGUGUUCACGCGGGCCAUCGAGGCCUGCGACCUCCACUGGCAGGACCCCCACCUGCAGCACAUCAUCACCGAGGACCACUACGCCAACUACUGUUACCACGACAACCUCAACAGCUCCCUGUUCGACGCGCGAGGGUGGCCCCUGUGGCACGAGCACGUCCCGACGGCGUGCGCCCGAGUGGACGCGCUGAGGUCACACGGCCACCCGAAGGAAGCGCUGCGGCUCGCCAUCGCCGUGGUGAACACGCUGCGGCGGCAGCAGCAGAAGCAGGCCGAGUUCUUCCGCACGCACAAAAAAGAGCUGCUGCCCAAAGGCGUCACGUCGGUCACCAACAUGGAGGGCUGGGUGGGGCACCCUCUGGACCCCAUCGGCACCCUGUUCAGCACCCUGAUGGAGACGGGGCGGGGCGGCGAGGACGCGGCGCUGCUCGACUUCUCAGGCUCAGGGAGGAGGCCGGAGCAGCGCUUCCUGGAGGACGGCGAGUCGUUUGCGUCGCUCGCCGUGGAGACGGCUCUGAUUGGCUUAGGCCAGCAGAGGGUGAUGCCGGAGGGCCUCUACGCGCAGGAGAAGGUGUGCCGCCACGAGGAGCAGCUCCUGGCCCGGCUGCAGGAGGUCCACCUGGACGACGCGCUGGUGAAGAUCUUCAGGCGCCAAGCCGCUCUGCUGCUGGACGCCGGUCCCUACAGCGGUUUGGGGGAGCUCCUCUACAGAGAAAGCGUCCCCAUGCACACCUUCGCCAAGUAUCUCUUCACCUCGCUGCUACCUCACGACGCCGAGCUGGCGUACAAACUUGCACUGAGGGCCAUGCGGCUGCCGGUCCUGGAGUCCACGCCCCCCCCCGGCGACUUGUCCCGCCCUCACCACAUCGUGUCGGUGGCGUCCAACCGGCUCCCCCGCUGGUUCACCCUCAGCCACAUCGAGACCCAACAGUGUGAGCUGGCCUCCACCAUGCUCACCGCUGCUAAAGGCGACGCCCGUAAACUGGAGACGGUGUUGGAGUCGAUCCAGAAGAACAUCCACUCCUCGUCGCACAUCUUCAAGCUGGCCCAGGACGCCUUCAAGAUCGCCACCCUGAUGGACAGCCUGCCGGACAUCACGCUGCUCAAAGUCUCCCUGGAGCUGGGUCUCCAGGUGAUGAGGAUGACGCUGUCCACGUUGAACUGGCGGAGGAGGGAGAUGGUUCGGUGGCUCGUCACUUGUGCCACGGAGGCCGGUGUGUUUGCGCUGGACAGCAUCAUGCAGAGCUGGUUCACCCUCUUCACCCCCACCGAGGCCACCAGCGUGGUGGCCAGCACCGUCAUGUCCAACAGCACCAUCGUCCGCCUGCACCUGGACUGCCACCAGCAGGAGAACCUGGCCAACUCGGCGCGCACGCUGGCGCUGCAGUGCGCCAUGAAGGACCCGCAGAACUGCGCCCUGUCGGCGCUCACGCUCUGCGAGAAGGACCACAUCGCCUUCGAGACGGCCUACCAGAUCGUGCUGGAGGCGGCGUCCACGGGGAUGAACUACACGCAGCUGUUCACCAUCGCGCGCUACAUGGAGCACCGGGGCUACCCCAUGAGGGCCUACAAGCUCGCCACGCUGGCCAUGACGCACCUGAACCUCAGCUACAACCAGGACACGCACCCGGCCAUCAACGACGUGCUGUGGGCGUGCGCCCUCAGCCACUCGCUGGGCAAGAACGAGCUGGCGUCGGUCAUCCCCCUGGUGGUGAAGAGCGUGAAGUGCGCCACGGUGCUGUCGGACAUCCUGCGGCGCUGCACGCUGACCACGUCGGGCAUGGUGGCGCUGCACGGCCGCCGGGCCGCCGGCAAGCUGAUGCCUCUGGACAAGGCGCCGCUCAGGCAGCUGCUGGACGCCACCAUCGGGGCGUACAUCAACACCACGCACUCGCGGCUCACGCACAUCAGCCCGCGGCACUACAGCGAGUUCAUCGAGUUCCUGGGCAAGGCGCGCGAGACGUUCCUCAUGGCGCACGACGGACACGUCCAGUUCACGCAGUUCAUAGACAACCUGAAGCAGAUCUACAAGGGCAAGAAGAAGCUGAUGAUGCUCGUCAGAGAACGCUUCGGUUGAUCCAACCACCAAAAAGCCCUUUUUUUUUUUUUAUUGUCCUUUCUGACUUGAAAAUCCUCCGAAGACAUUCGUGCAAAUCUUCACCGUGGACGUGUCCUCUUGUUUCUGCUCAAAAGAGACCAGUUUGAUAAUGAAGGAGAAGAAGAAGCAGCUGGUUGACCUCCUGCUUCCUUCAGCUCAACAGCCUCAACGAAGAAGACUUAACGGCUUUAAACCAAAUGGAGAAACUCCAUCUGAAGUGACAA
This is a messenger RNA of Pungitius pungitius (ninespine stickleback), 3991 nucleotides long. RefSeq names its product zinc finger, SWIM-type containing 6 (gene zswim6). Bases 384 to 3746 code for a protein of 1120 amino acids. Lineage: Eukaryota; Metazoa; Chordata; Actinopteri; Perciformes; Gasterosteidae. The record is from RefSeq and is a predicted model, not a curated record. Gene Ontology annotation, molecular function: zinc ion binding. Gene Ontology annotation, cellular component: Cul2-RING ubiquitin ligase complex. The transcript has 14 exons.